Penicillium nucicola is the source of this 1632-nucleotide messenger RNA. RefSeq names its product autophagy-related protein 17. Gene Ontology annotation, cellular component: Atg1/ULK1 kinase complex; phagophore assembly site. The transcript has a single exon. The coding region runs from base 1 to 1632 and encodes 543 amino acids. Gene Ontology annotation, molecular function: molecular adaptor activity; protein kinase activator activity. The record is from RefSeq and is a predicted model, not a curated record. NCBI's taxonomy places the organism in Eukaryota, Fungi, Ascomycota, Eurotiomycetes, Eurotiales, Aspergillaceae. Gene Ontology annotation, biological process: activation of protein kinase activity; autophagy of peroxisome; piecemeal microautophagy of the nucleus.
AUGUCGUCAUCCGAGUCAUCCGCAUCAUCGAUUCCUCCCCCAGACGAGAAGUCGGUGCCACAGGUUGAUAAUCUUAUCUCCUAUCUGUUGGGAGCCAAGCGGUCGCUCUCGUCGAUUAACCAUGUGUGGCGGGCCAACGAAAUUGUGACCGAGUCCCGUUCAGCGUUGGAGGAGAGCGUCAUUGUAUGCUCCCGGGCAGGGUUUCUACGCCGAGGCCUGAAUAAUCAGCUGCGGCUGCUAUACGACGUCCGCACCGAAGUGGAGGAAAUUUCAUACCGAGGUCGUGACGAGUUCUCGGCUGCCUUGAGAAAUCUGGAUGCAGCUGAUGCUCGUCUCAAAGAUACCCUGGAUCUACUGCGUGGGACAACUGUCCAUCCUUCAUUCCGGCCCGAGGAUGAAGCUCAGACGACUCUCCACGACUUUGUUGAUGAACGAGGAGUGGCAGAGCUGCAUGCGUCCUUGAAAGACUCCAUAGACCGUACUAACACAGCACGAGCAGAAUUGGACACAUCCAAUCGGGAGUUUGAUGACGAGCUUCAAGCCACCAGGCAGUCACUUCGCCAUUACCACUCAGCCACGAAAUUGGCCUCAUCCCGUGUUUCAAUCUCGUCAUCGUCUUCCUCUGCGUCGGAUUCUGGGUUACUCACCCUGUCGUCGAUGCCUGGUCAGAUCCAGUCAUUGGAGGCCAACGCCCAAGAAAUGGCCGGCCUCCUUGAAUCAUUGGUUCGUCAUUUUGACCUCUGUGUCACUGCAGUGAAACAUACCGAUGGCGGAGGAGCAGUCGCACGAUCUAUCACAGGGGAUAUGCCCCCGGGUGUGGACCGCAGCACCGACGGGAUGCCAAAUAUCGGGGCGGAAAUCAAUGCCAAUUUAAAUGCCCCCCUGGAUCCAAUGACGGAUGCUGAAUACCAGGAGAUGGUCACAGUCAUUAUCAAGGAUGCCCCUGAGGCAGAUGAUGUGGUAAUGGAAAUUCAAGAUCGUAUCGCCGAGAUGGAAUCCAUCUUCGAGCAGGUACAAGCACAGCGAGAUGUCCUGUGGGCUAUCUCCAAGGCUACCGUUGAAGUGAACACCCAUCUUUCUUCCCUGGCCUGCUCUCGUCUGCCUCGUUACAUCUCUCAGGCACACAAUUUCACCAGAGUAUGGCAUGAGGAAAAUGACCGAAUUAACAGUGGUCUUGCAGAACUUUCUGAUCUACAAUCUCUCUAUGAUGGCUUUCUCAAUGCCUAUGAUAACCUUUUGCUCGAGGUAGCCCGUCGAAGACAUGUUCGCCUAAGGGUGGAAAAGGUCCUCCGAGACACCCGGCACAAGCUGAACCAACUCCACGACGAAGACGCUUCCGCUCGAGAUGCUUUCCGUGUCGAUCAGGGUGAUUUUCUCCCUUCGGACAUCUGGCCUGGUGUUGGGCUAGCGCCCAUGCAGGUGCAGUUCCUUCGCUUACCAGGGGGUCACAUUGAUGGUUACCCUGCUCCAGAGGACACCACGGAGCAAUCAAGUGCUCAUGAGUUGGCCGUGGCUCCCAAAAUAGGAGAGCCAGAUUUCAGUGCCGAGGGGGAGCAUAUCCCAACCCUUCCGAAAGAUCUUAUUGAACAGGCAUACGCACGGGUCAAAUCACGACAUAAGAGCGUUGCGUAA